AAAGUGUUCAAUGACAUGAAGGUGCGUAAGUCUUCAACACCAGAGGAGGUGAAGGAGUGCAAGAAGGCAGUACUUUUCUGCCUGAGCGAGGACAAGAAGAACAUCAUCCUCGAGGAGGGCAAGGAGAUCCUGGUAGGUGAUGUGGGCCAGACUGUAGAUGACCCCUACGCCACCUUUGUCAAGAUGCUACCAGACAAGGACUGCCGCUAUGCCCUCUAUGACGCAACCUAUGAGACCAAGGAGAGCAAGAAGGAGGACCUGGUGUUUAUAUUCUGGGCGCCUGAGUCUGGACCCCUUAAGAGCAAAAUGAUUUAUGCCAGCUCCAAGGAUGCCAUCAAGAAAAAGCUGACCGGGAUCAAGCAUGAGUUACAAGCAAACUGCUACGAGGAGGUCAAGGAUCACUGCACCCUGGCAGAGAAACUGGGGGACAGUGGCGUCAUCUCUCUGGAGGGCAAGCCCUCCAGCCCCCUGCCUGGAGCAUCUGGCAGCCCCCGACCUGCCCAUGGGGGUUGCAGGCUGCCCCCUUCCUGCCAGACGGUUCCACAUAGGAGUGAAAUCAUGGCACCUGUCUUUCUCAACCUGUUUCACUUAGCAUAAGAAGUAAAACACUAC
This is a messenger RNA of Canis lupus familiaris (dog), 612 nucleotides long. Its product is annotated as cofilin-1-like. The transcript has 2 exons. The record is from RefSeq and is a predicted model, not a curated record. Gene Ontology annotation, molecular function: actin filament binding. Gene Ontology annotation, cellular component: lamellipodium; actin cortical patch; cytoplasm. Bases 16 to 597 code for a protein of 193 amino acids. NCBI's taxonomy places the organism in Eukaryota, Metazoa, Chordata, Mammalia, Carnivora, Canidae. Gene Ontology annotation, biological process: actin filament severing; actin filament fragmentation; cell motility.